UUUACCGCUCAAAGCGGAGUCCGCCAGCGGGGCUCCAUCACAUCAUCAUCUGGGGGGCAGCAUGCGCAGGCUCCUGGAGAGCAGCUGGCGGCGCUUUGGCCCCGCGGGUCGCGGUUCGUACGACUGGGUGACGCCGGCGCCCUCUGCGCGCGAGCAGCAGGGAUUUAAUUGGAACGACCUAGGCGACGACAGAAAGUAUGAGCUGCUGGUGUACGUGGUCCUCCCAGCAGUGUCUGUUCUCCUGCUGGUCCUGGUGGCGGUCGUGGUGUUCCGUCGCUGCUCCGCCUCCACCCCUAAGCUCAGCCUGGCCAACGUGAUCACAUUGGACCUGCAGGACGGCGAGAGCGGGGCAGAGAUCUUGUCGUCGCUGACCCGUAAUGCCGAACGCCACGCCAGCACCAGCUCGACGGGCUCGGACGGGGUCUUUGUCAUGGUCUACCUGCCGCCACCCUACGAGGAGACGCUUACCAAGAUCACCAGGGCCGCAAGCCUCAGCAGCUCCAAGGACGCCGAGUCGAUCAAGAUCGAGGACCUGGAGGCCAAGCUGUGCCCGGAGAUCAAGUCCAGCGGACGAUAUGUGUGACCAGAUGUUCCUGUUUCAGUUUGUGACUUUGAUUUUGUCAUAUCUCGGACCCCGCUUCUGCACUCAAGUCAGUUCCUCGCAGUAAUCCACACAACACUUUUUAUUACUGCAAUCCACCCUCCAUCACAGCUUUUCAGUCCUGCUGUGUUACUUUACAAUACGUUUGUUCUGUCCCCCAUUUAUUUUGAGUGUAAAAAAAACAACAACUUGAAACACUGUCAAUUUGCCUAAAUGCGAAGAAUGAAAACAGGAAGCACUUCAGCUCAGCCUAUUAUUUUU
This is a messenger RNA of Corythoichthys intestinalis (scribbled pipefish), 862 nucleotides long. RefSeq names its product small integral membrane protein 28-like. Bases 62 to 583 code for a protein of 173 amino acids. Lineage: Eukaryota; Metazoa; Chordata; Actinopteri; Syngnathiformes; Syngnathidae. The record is from RefSeq and is a predicted model, not a curated record. The transcript is spliced from 2 exons.